This is a messenger RNA of Megalopta genalis, 1586 nucleotides long. RefSeq names its product peroxisomal biogenesis factor 10 (gene Pex10). The record is from RefSeq and is a predicted model, not a curated record. Gene Ontology annotation, cellular component: peroxisomal membrane. Gene Ontology annotation, molecular function: zinc ion binding. NCBI's taxonomy places the organism in Eukaryota, Metazoa, Arthropoda, Insecta, Hymenoptera, Halictidae. Gene Ontology annotation, biological process: protein import into peroxisome matrix.
AGUGUCCUUGUAACCCUUAUGACCGUGACUCGCAGUCACACGCAGUAUAACCUGUGACUAUUUGCGUGCACAUGGUGGCCCAGCUGCAUCUCUCGUGUCCGCACUUUUCCCUGACUAGCCUAUAGCGAGAGAUUUGUUAAGGAUUUCGAGGGGCGUGCGGAUGCAGUCGUCCUAUGUUGCAGGCAAAUGUUCACGGUGCUAAUUACACGUCACACUCCGCAUAUAAAACGGUGAGGAUGUGAACGGUCGCCUACGCACUGCGCAUGACGAGGACGAGUUGCGUCUUGCAUAUAUAAAAUUCAUUCGGCCAAUUAGCCGAAUAUUAAUUUAAUGAAUCGGUAAUUGGGAGGGGAGGUCACACAAUAUCCAAAGGUUAUUUUCUUUACACUCGCAACGGUAAUUUUAUACGAGGUGUGCCAAAUUUUCUUCCACGCUUAUGGUUACGUUCGUAUUAUCUUGCAGUGUAUUAUCAGCUUACAAAUAUAGUAUAGAAAAUCGUUAACAAAUAUGAUGGUAAGAAGGUACAGAAAGCUGAAAUCUGCGAGCGAAGCAGAGAUUCUGCGAUCGUAUCAGAGAGACGAUGAUUUUAUUAAAACCCUGCGAGAAAAAGUCAUCGAUCUUUUACAAAUCGUGGGAAGGCGAACGGGCACCUUGCCUUUCAUACAGUCCGAUGUGCCAUUUAAAUUACUUUAUUUCUUCUUCACGUCCGGAAUGGGAAAUCAAACAUUAGGCGAGGAAUAUACAGGAAUCGUACAGGCUGACUUUGAAGCCCGUAAAGUUCCAUCGUUGUUUGCGAGAGUAGUGUCGGUAAUUUUAGAAUGCUUCGGAGAAAAGGUAUUAUUGAAAAUAUUAAGAAAAUUACAGUCAAAAAUUAAUCAUCCUCAUAGCGCACUGACCCCUGAAGCUGUUACAUUUUUAAACGCAUUUAUAGCGAGGUUAUCUAACAUGAUCCCGGUUUUUAUACUAAUUCAUAAAGGAGUCUUUUAUAUGUCUGGUCGAUAUUACAGCCUGGGAAAAAGAUUAACAGGAAUCGAUUAUGCUAAGGUGUACGGACGUCGUCCAACCGAUAGCGUCAGUUGGGGAUUAAGAUUACUGGGACUUGCUACAUUGGCGCAAUGCGUGCUGAAAAUCUGGCAGAACAACGACAAUGGAAAUUACAUCGAGAAGCAUGUUGUAAUCGACGAAAACAGCAAAACUUGUCAAUUAUGCCUGGAGAAAGUACCAACAACCGCUACACCCUGUGGUCAUUUGUUUUGUUGGUAUUGCAUUGCGGACUGGUUGAGUUCCAAGUCACAAUGCCCGAUGUGCAGAGAACAUGUUAAAUUGUCCAGAAUCGUACAUGUGUUGAAUUUGUGACUUUCCAGGAAUUCGGUAGCUUCCUUCUCUUUUUUCUUUUUUUAUUGAAAUAAUUAGCAAAUCAAGGGUGAAAUGAUCUACUAGAAUUAUUUUCGUACACUGUAACAUUCUUAUAAUUCUCCUUAAAACUCUAACUACUACGCAUCUGUGCUAGCAUUAAUUUCAUACAGACGGCAGUAAAAAGUAUACAUAUACGUACGUGUGAUAAAUAUAAAGUGAAAACAAGUGAA